CUCCUCCUCCUAGCGCAACAGCCGACAACACCAAACAAGUUUCUUGAACAAAGAAAAUGAAUUAUCCGUCAAACCCUAACCCUAAUUUCACAGAUUUCGCUGAAACUUUCGAAUUCGAUGAUUUUGAUGAUACUACUUUUCAGAUGAUCAUGGAAGAAUUCAGCCUCGAGGAUCACUCGCCCACUUUGAGUUGGACCUCCUCAGAGAAAUUACUGGCCGCAGAAGUCACAAGCCCGCUUCAAACAAGCCUAGCUACCUCACCUAUGAGCCUUGAAAUAGGGAAGAAAGAUGAGAUCAAGAAGAGGAAGAGACACAAAGAUGAUCACCAGGUUAUUCACGUGUUUAAAACGAAAUCAGCUAAAGAAACUUUAGAUGACGGAUAUAAAUGGAGGAAAUACGGCAAGAAAACGAUAAGAGGUAGUCCACAUCCAAGGCAUUAUCACAAGUGUUCGAACCCCGGUUGUAUCGUGAAGAAGAAGAUUGAUAUAGAUACGAGCAAUCCAGAGUAUGUGUUGACAACCUACGAAGGGAGACAUAACCACCCAAGCCCUUCUGUGGUUUAUUGUGAUUCAGACGAUUUUGAUCUCACCUCUCUCAACACUUUGUCUUUUCAGACACAUACUUAUAGUUAUUCACAUUCGGCUCCAUGACCAUACUUAUAAGUUUGUGUAUAUAGUGUAUAAUUGUAUAUCAUCAUAAUCACGCGUACAGCACAUGUAUCUGCAUAUAC
Eutrema salsugineum is the source of this 730-nucleotide messenger RNA. Its product is annotated as probable WRKY transcription factor 59. The coding region runs from base 57 to 650 and encodes 197 amino acids. The record is from RefSeq and is a predicted model, not a curated record. The transcript is spliced from 3 exons. NCBI's taxonomy places the organism in Eukaryota, Viridiplantae, Streptophyta, Magnoliopsida, Brassicales, Brassicaceae. Gene Ontology annotation, molecular function: sequence-specific DNA binding; DNA-binding transcription factor activity. Gene Ontology annotation, biological process: regulation of DNA-templated transcription.